Messenger RNA from Salmo salar (Atlantic salmon), 3107 nucleotides. NCBI's taxonomy places the organism in Eukaryota, Metazoa, Chordata, Actinopteri, Salmoniformes, Salmonidae. The record is from RefSeq and is a predicted model, not a curated record.
AUGACAUUGUUGCCUCCAGUAGCAUUGAAUGCAAGGGAAGCCAACGAGCAAUUGGCCUCAAUGAGCAUUGAGCUAAACUGAGUGAGCUCAACUGUGAAUGGUCCUGGAGCACCAAAAAAAGCCUGUUUUGGAUUUGGCUUCACUCCUAUUACAUCGAGAAAUACGUCAUUGACAGAAACAACUUGAAUUGUUCAAUUUCAUUGUGUUCUUGCCCUCUGGUGGCAAGCUAGCUAGCUAAAAUUGUCCCUUUCCUAAAUUAGCCAUGUAAGGAGAUAGGGAUUUGGACUUGUGGUUUUACUUAAUUCUCUACUGGCCAAUGAUUAUAACGGCGAUUCUGAUCCAACCGUAAAUGUAUACAUUGGACUCAGAGGAUGGAAGUUCAAUAUGUAGCUAGAUGUAGAAGAAUAAUGUUAACUAGCUAACGUUGCCUAUAAGAGGAAGUUAGGCUAGCAAGCAAUCAUUUUAGCCAGAUUAAAAUAAAAGCUUGUACUGUAUGACAGAGCCAUAGACUGUUUCGUCAACAUGAAAGAAAGGAGGAUGGCAUUGGCGUCUCCACAAGAAGGUGUAGAACCAGAACAACCAUGGCCAGUCGUAAGCGGAUUCUGAGCGCCCUGGGGAAAGGUCCUGCCAGACGGAACCUGUUCGGCCCAGUGGACCAUGAGCAGCUGCAGCAGGAGUACCAGAAUGCCUUGCGCAGAGACCUGGAGGACGCCUGCCACCGCUGGGGCUUUGAUUUCCUGUCAGAGAAGCCUCUGGCUGGGGGAGACUUCCAGUGGGAGGGGGUUCUAGGCACCAAGCUGCCGCUCCUCUACCAACCCUGCCUUUUGGGUCAGGGAGAGGCACAGAGGGAGGGAGGCCUGGCGGCCAUCACAGGGAGGGGCGGGGCAGGGCCAUUGCACCGUGUCAAGGAGAAUAUCCCUUGCACCCCUGAGAAGUGCGGAGCCAACCACCAGAACCUGGAGAAAACACCAGACAAGAAGGAGAACACGAACCACAAUGAAAACAGACUGAAGAUGAAACAGACCGAAGACUAAACAGACCAACCUCACAGAUUUCUACCAUGCCAAGAAGAGUGGUGGGUACGCAGUGUAAGUCAGGCCAGUGAUUUCAGGGCACACAGUCACAGCUGCCAGGGAGCCAACAGUCGGGACAGAACCACAGCAAAUGUUACGCCCCUGAAAAAGGGGAGAAAUAAUCACGAGAGUGAUACGGUAUUAUUUCCUCAGUGAGAACUUUUACUGUAAUGAAGAAAAGACCGCGAUUUCCCCGCGAACUUGGGUGGAGACCAGAGCAAUCGAUCUCAGGCUCAUAGAUUAAAGAGCAUUUAGUAGAUCACAGAUUAACACUUUUCCCCUUCAAUUAGGCACCACAAAAUAAAGUAAUCAAUAUAACGUUUACACAUUCCUUUUACAAUUCUUACCUUUUGUACGCUUGAUGGAUUUUAACUUUAACACAAUUAUGAAUGUUAUCAAUCUCUAUCAACUAAUACAGAAUGCAUGAUCUUUUUAACCUUAGAUGUUUUAAGAUCCUCACAUACUAUGAACUUACUAAUACUUUUGAAUGUAUAACAGGCUAUGAGUAUUUCCUUUAACCUGUCACACAAACACUACUUCUCGCAGGAAGACAUACACUGCACAGACACUGGACACAUAGAGUGCAUACUUACCUGGAGGAAUACAUAACCAAUACUCUAAACAAAUGCAGGGGGAAAUUAAACACAACCUCUUUUAUUGCAUCCAUUACCAAUGCAUACUGUAAAAAAAAAAAUGUAUAUCCAUGUAUGGUUAACUGAUGUGCUAAUGAUUUCAAUGUAAGGGGGCUUGUGUUCUUCCUGUGGUAAGGGAGGGACAUUCAAGCGGUUCAAAUGAUGCAUCCAUGUUCAUUUGUGAGUCAUGUAAGGACAUCCUCUAAAACCCUAUGACCUUUUGGUGUAAAGGGGACUUUUGCUAUAAGAGCUCACUGUCUGGACAGGUAAGUUCCUGUCCGACAUUCCACAGCACUGAAAUGGACCAAUCAAAGCCCUGCCUCUGGGUCUACCCUUAAACCGUCUUGUCUUGAUGACAUCUUGAAAUGAUGAAACCAUACUCUUUAUGGUAGAGGUUGAAUCUACUACAAUAUACUGUCACAUUGAGAGGACUCAUUGAAAAAUGACCACAACAACACAAUAGUAUUUUACAAAGUCUUUCUGGUUCAUAUGUCCAAAUGUAUUGAUUGAUGUGGUUUUAUUUCAUGUUUUUUCAUUAUGCUGUAUUUCUUGUGAAGAGUGCCAGAAUCAUGUUAUUCUCUGUCUUUUGCAAGCACUUCCUGCCCAAGUAUGUAUUUUUGUACAUAGUGUGUAAAUUUGUGAAAUCUCAACAUGUACUCAUAGGAAACUAGUGGAAGAGUACCGUAAUGAAUGAGACUGUUAUGCUUAUAAUGCAAAUUCCUAUAUAGGAAAUGUCACCAAUUUCCCCCACCUUCUAACUAGGCAUUUUGCUAUAAUAUUCCUGGGAAUGUGUUGAUGGGUGCCUCCCCAAUGCUCUUUCAUGCUUUUCUGAACACAAGGCCAGACAUGAAAGUUUCCUUAGAAUAGUUUCAGAGAUGUAUGUUUUCUUUCAGUAUUGCUCAAUAUUUUUAAUGUAGCCCACAGCAGGUGCAUCAAGGGACUCAAAUUAGUCAAGUGCAUGUAUGGUAUUUUAAUCUAAACAGGGAAAUUGUGUCCUCAAAAACACAGCUAUUUUAGAGUAAGCUACAGCCAAGUGUAAGUGCAGUAAAAUACACAUGAAGUGUUUUUAUCUGCCUCAAACUGAGGUCCAUCACGGACCAUGGUUAUUUUUUGUUAUGAUGGCUGAUCCUUCUGCUAUUGGUCAUUUGAAUGGGGGUUAGACAACAUCUCUGUCAUGACAAUUCUUCCAAACUAAUCUAAUAGCUUCACAGACCCUGACAUUCUGCUAAUAACAUGCAUUACACCAAAAAAUGCACUUGUGUUUAUAGAUGUUGGUGCACAAGUCCUACAUAGGGUUUAUGUUCAAAGCUACAACUAAAAUAUUAUUUAUUGUGAAAUAAGGUAGAUAUGUGUAAUUGGUUAUUAGGAAAAAAUUGAAAUAAAUACAGUAUGUAUAUAUUAA